Molecule: messenger RNA, 754 nt
Organism: Haliotis rufescens (red abalone)
Lineage: Eukaryota; Metazoa; Mollusca; Gastropoda; Lepetellida; Haliotidae
Exons: 3
Coding region: 192-497 (101 amino acids)
Source: RefSeq, a predicted model, not a curated record
GCUCUGAUUGCUGCCUCUGAUAAACAAGACAUGACGCCUACCAUUAGCUUGACCCACGUGACGAAAUUGUAGGUGGUCAGCACCUCUCGGUGCACAAAACGUAUAUAAAAGACCAGUUCCAUUCUCCAUCCCUCCAGAUUUGCGGGUAGUAGUUUUUCCCGGUGUUCUAGGAUCCCUGCCAUUCCGUCAACAUGUCAAGCUUCACCCAAGUGCUCGGAAGUCUGAUUGUCGUCAUUACCAUCGCCGGAGCCUCCCAAUUUAACUCGCUAUCGGUGCUGGCCCAGCAGCCCGACCAAUGUGAUAUGAACACCCCAUGCAGGUGGGCCGUCUGCGGCUGGAGGCCGACUCUCACACCCAACAGACAACUCUGCCGGUUUGUAGAUAACUGCCAAUGUCCAGAGGGCACCUCGUGCGAACUGACCAGUAACAUCAAGCCUGGCCCAAGCAACGUCGUGACCUUUGACUACCAGUGCGCUUCCACCAGAACUGGACGUUAGACCCCAGCGCCACCUACCAAAGGGGAGUAAUCACCACACCUUGUGAAGUCGAAUUACGUACAAGACACUAUGGACUAAAUGCUCACAUACGCUUCAAGGAAUGAAUGUUACAGUUAUAAGUUUACUGUCAGGCAAGUUAGCUAGGUCCAUUAAUUCUCUGAUAGGUAAUUUGUUUGUACAUUAUGAAUGGAUUUUGUUUUAAAGCGGGGUCCGUACAUACAUACGAUGAUAUAUCGGAAACCCCGUUUUCUGGAAAC